UAUAAUAAUAUUUAUUAAUUAAAUAUAUCUAGAGUGUGUCAAAUUAAUAAAAAGUUAACAUGAUUCAUGUUGUGAAACAUUUGUUAAAAGAUUUUGAAAUACAUUUAGCAAGUGCUUCUCCAAGACGGAAAACUAUAUUAAAUCAUGUGGGUUUGGAAUUUACAGUGACACCAUCUACAUUUGAUGAAACUAGUCUUGAUAAAAAGAAAUUUAAACACCCAAAAGAAUUUGUUAUGGAAUGUGCAAAACAGAAAGCUUUAAAUGUUGAGAAAAGAUUAAAUGGGAAUCAAAACAAAAGAAUUGUGAUUGCAGCAGACACAAUUGUUGUGAGCAAUGGUGAAAUUCUUGAGAAACCCCAUACUAAAGAAAAUGCUUUAUUAAUGCUGACUAGAUUAAACGCUAAAACACAUGAAGUUUACAGUGGUGUUGCUAUGAUUAUAACAGAUCCAUCAAACACAAUUCUGACUUUUGUAGUUGAUUUAUCAGGACGAAGAAUUGGAAAAUGUGGUAACUUUGUUUUAUUUCAUGAAUUCUUCGAGUGUACUAAAGUAGAGUUUGGUGAUAUACCACCUCACAUCAUAGCUAUUUAUGCAGCGUCAGAAGAACCUUUAGAUAAAGCGGGAGCGAAUACGCAUUAAAAGGUUGCGUAGCGACGUGACAAAAAUUAUCUAGCAUUUUCCGUCAUUAGAAGAAAUGACAGUAGUUCAGCUCUUGUGGAUAUUUUGAUAUAUUUUUUUCUUAUGUUUUUAACAUGUUUUAUAACUUUAAAUAAAUACAUCAACGGAGUUUACGUCAUACCGUGACGUCACGGUAUGACCAGUAAAAAAUCUUUGAAUAUUAAGACAAAAACAUCCUCAAAAAGACAGUUGAAACAAAAAAAAACAAUUUAUUCGGAUUUUUAUAAGAUUGGUAUAACCAUGGACGUAUAAGAGAUGGACGCACGUCCAUCUCUUAUACGUCUAUAACCUUUUGUUUUUCAUCAAAGAAACCGCCAAAAUCAGUGAUUUUGACCAAAACCAUGCGUUUUCACGAUUUUAUCAAAAUAUUCCGUCGUUAGCAAAAAAGUAUUAAAAAUGGCUGCCAAUUAGUAAGGAUUUAAUAGACGAUUCUGUAAAGUUGUUUUUGUAAAAAUUUGAAUCAUUUAUGUGCUUGUAAGUUAUUGUUCAAAUCAAAUAUAAA
Molecule: messenger RNA, 1179 nt
Organism: Hydra vulgaris (swiftwater hydra)
Lineage: Eukaryota; Metazoa; Cnidaria; Hydrozoa; Anthoathecata; Hydridae
Product: dTTP/UTP pyrophosphatase
Molecular function (GO): nucleoside triphosphate diphosphatase activity
Source: RefSeq, a predicted model, not a curated record